This is a messenger RNA of Myxocyprinus asiaticus (Chinese sucker), 234 nucleotides long. RefSeq names its product small integral membrane protein 4-like. The record is from RefSeq and is a predicted model, not a curated record. The transcript is spliced from 2 exons. Lineage: Eukaryota; Metazoa; Chordata; Actinopteri; Cypriniformes; Catostomidae.
AUGUUUAGAAAAAGUCGGAACAUAAAAAAUAUAUUAAGUCUUGUACCGGGAAAAAGAUGAUUUGGGACAUACAGAUUCUUGCCCUAGUUCUUUUGUAUCAGAGGUGUCAUGGAAUGGAUCAUGAUUAAUGUGAGGAUAGGAAGAGAAACAUUUUAUGAUGUCUACAGAAGAAAGCAAUCAGAGAGGGAAUAUCAACAGAAAAUUGACAAGGGUUUGAUUGUCCUCACUGAGUGA